UGGUGGAGGGCUGCUGCUGCUGUUGAUGUGCAAAUGUGCAUCAUAUUGAAGGCUGGUGAAUAGGGAGGGUGUGACGUGGAAGCCGGAGUGGAGCGCAGGUGCUUAUCGCCGGGCUGUCACACACACACUGUGUCAUAUUCCUGGGGACUUUACCUUUCAAAAAGCUACAGCCUCCGCAAGCAUCGCUACAGCAGCAUCACGCCGGCCAGGGGACCACCAGCCCACUCCAACUUCCAACAGCCGCUCAAAGUAGAGGAUGCUUUUCACACCAAAGCCCUGAGGAGCCGAGAGAAAAGACAGAGCAGAGAGCACAGCAACUCACGGACUUUAUUGCCUUGUAAAGAAACAAAGAUGGAAUCUGAAGGCGACGAGAACCGCAUCGAACAGUGUAGUGGCGAUGCCAUUAUGGCUGACUGCGUCGCUGACACUCACAGUAGCCUGCACCUUUCCGCUGGGAGGAAGAGGAGCGCCGGUGAAGGCGCCAAUGGAGCGCCGGUUAACAAGAGGAAAUCUCUGCUGAUGAAGCCACGGCACUACAGCCCCAGCCCCAGCCCAAGCGAGGAGGACCGGGAGGAGGACCUGGCAACUGCUCAGGACAAAGACGCACCCAGGAACAUUGACACUCCAGCAGAUGAAGAUCUGGACUGUAGUGAUGUUCUUCUCAACCACAUUCACCCCGAUGCCAGAGCCAAGUCCCACAGUUCCCUAUCGUGCUCAGAACGCACCAGUGAAGGGUCACCUGCCCUACCUGCUCAGCUCUCUGACUCACAGAAUGAGUAUGAUGAGAAGCAGGUGGACCAAGACUUUGCUGAAAGAAGCCUGGACGGACUUGGUGACCCAUCUCCAGAAAAAGGCCCAGACAUUGACAUGGAGGAGGAAGGCGGAUGGACAAGUCCACCUCCUCUGUUGCUGGCCAAUGGCAUCCACUGCAGCCCCAGCCCUGUAGACGACGGCCUUCCCAGGAGACCCCGCAUGGGACACCAGGCCCUCUCCAUGUAUGUGAACCGAGGUGGCCUGCUGAUGGAGGAUUUCACCUACAGCAGAGAGCUGAGUGACAGUGAGGAUGAGCCGCAGGUGCCCAGGCUGGACGAAAGACUGGCCGGCUGGGGGCUGGGCCUGGCUGCCCGGCCACUGGAGCUGGACCGUGCGAGGCUCAACCUCAGUCUCCUGGAGCAGGCCAUGGCCCUGAAGUCUGAGCACAGGCAGGUCUUCCACAGCGCCUACAGGGACAUGGACCGUUUCUUCCUAGAACAGGUCAACCACGAGCGGAGGCAGCAGAGGUUGCUGGAGAUGGACCCUCGGGCCGCUUACCACAGCAGCAAAGAAUCUCCACGGACAGACAAGAAAGACAUCAAGUGCCCCACGCCAGGCUGUGACGGCACGGGUCACGUGACUGGACUGUACCCCCAUCACAGAAGCUUGUCUGGAUGCCCCCACAAAGUUCGAGUGCCUCCUGAGAUCCUAGCCAUGCAUGAAAAUGUGUUGAAGUGCCCGACCCCAGGCUGCACAGGAAGAGGUCAUGUCAAUAGUAACCGCAGCACCCACCGGAGUCUCUCAGGCUGCCCAAUCGCUGCAGCAGAAAAAGUCUGUAAACCACAAGACGACCUGUCCAAAUGUAGGCAGACUUCAGACAGGAUGGCAAGACCGUUGGUUCAGAUGAAGAAGUUUGAUUUCAGUCAGCUGGCCUAUCGGUUUGCUCAUCCUGUGGCUGCCUUGCAGGCUGGCAUGGCCAAAGAGAUGGACAAGUUCAGCAAGGGCCAUUUCGACUAUGCCAGUUUUGAUGCUCAGGUGUUCGGCAAGCAAGCACAAAUGGUACCAGAUCAGAGCCAAGAGGCCUCGCAUCUCCCUGACUCUGCUUCACAAUUUCCCUGUUUUCUGGGUCCGGGUAGUCGUGUGGCCAUGCCUGGGGUCCACAGCCCUGGACACCCUAAAGCCCCAAGCAGCGCCCUCCAGUCCAGCACAGCCGCUGCCGCCAUCCUGAACCUCUCUACCCGUUACCGGGACAACGGCGAGGCCCAUCCUACCGCCCGGCCCCUGGCACAGUCCACAAAGGACUCCAUGAUUGAGGUAGAUGAGAAUGGUACUCUGGACCUUAGCAUGAAGAAGAAGAAGGAGAAGACUGUGGAAUCUCCAGUCAUGCCUGCUUUAGACGAAGCGGUCUUCACUUCUCCCGAGUCGUCCCUAGCCAAAGCAGAAGGCCUGCAGAUUUCACCAUCGUUCUAUAGAGCUGUCUAUGAGCAGGAGGGCUGGGACACACCACUCAACUUCAGCAAAGCACCUUUUCAGCAGGACAAAGAAAUGGAGCAGCAGGAGAGGAUGUCACUUGAGGAUAAAGUGUUCUCCGGGGACACAAGCAUGAGCAGCGCCAAGAACAAGAUGCUUAUAAGAGACACUAAGAAAGAACUGAUGAGUUGUCCAACACCAGGCUGUGAUGGGAGUGGCCAUGUGACAGGAAAUUAUGCAUCACACAGAAGUAUAUCAGGAUGCCCAUUAGCUGACAAGACCCUCAAAUCACUGAUGGCUGCCAAUGCACAGGAACUGAAGUGCCCUACUCCUGGAUGUGAUGGCUCAGGACAUGUGACAGGAAACUAUGCUUCUCAUCGGAGUUUGUCAGGAUGUCCUCGUGCCAGAAAAGGCAGCCUGAAGCUCACACCUAGCAAAGAGGAGAAGGAGGAGCCAGACAUAAAGUGUCCUGUAGUUGGUUGUGAUGGUCAGGGUCAUGUCACAGGGAAAUAUACAUCCCACCGGAGCGCCGGCAGUUGCCCCAUUGCAGCCAAGCGCCAAAAGGAGAGCACCCUAAAUGGAAUGGCCUUCUCCUGGAAGACCUGCAAGCAGGAGCUGCCCCACUGCCCACUUCCUGGCUGCAACGGCCUGGGACAUGCCAACAACGUGUUCGCCACGCACAGGAGUUUGUCAGGUUGUCCACUUAAUGCUCAAAGCAUCAAGAGGAAGCUCUCAGGGGAGGAGAUGACCAUCAAACUCAAAACCAGCAGCGGCAUUGAGGGCAGUGAGGACAUGCAGCAUUUGGAUCAUGAAAUAAAAGAGCUGAAUGAGUCCAAUCUGAAAAUAGAGGCUGACAUGAUGCAACUUCAGACUCAGAUCUCAUCCAUGGAGUGCAACCUGAAGACCAUCGAAGAGGAGAACAAGAUGAUCGAGCAGCACAACGACAGCUUGUUGAAGGAGCUGGCACGGCUCAGUCAAGCACUUAUCAACAGCCUUACUGACAUCCAGCUACCACAAAUGGGUCCAAUAAAUGAGCAGAACUUUGAAGCUUAUGUGAAGACUUUGACAGAUAUGUACAACAGUUCAGAACAUGAGUAUUCUCCAGAAUGCAAGGCCUUACUGGACAGCAUCAGACAGGCCAUUAAGGGCAUCCACGUAGAAACAGUCUACUCACCAUGAAGUACUGUACUUGCAGACAAGCAAUAUCUCUGGACAGCUGGUUUUUGUUUUGUUUGGUUUUUGGGGUAUGGCUGGCUUCAAACCAUGUGCAAGAAAGAGCUUAUAUUUAAAAAA
Molecule: messenger RNA, 3516 nt
Organism: Colossoma macropomum (tambaqui)
Lineage: Eukaryota; Metazoa; Chordata; Actinopteri; Characiformes; Serrasalmidae
Gene: st18
Product: ST18 C2H2C-type zinc finger transcription factor
Exons: 22
Coding region: 352-3402 (1016 amino acids)
Biological process (GO): regulation of transcription by RNA polymerase II
Cellular component (GO): nucleus
Molecular function (GO): zinc ion binding; DNA-binding transcription factor activity, RNA polymerase II-specific; RNA polymerase II cis-regulatory region sequence-specific DNA binding
Source: RefSeq, a predicted model, not a curated record